AUGUACAGUAUACAGAUGAGCAAUGGAGGUGGAUACACUGAAGGUUAUAUGGCAAUCCCAUUACAGUAUUCAUCAACUCGAUACAUCUUUCCUUCUUUCAAGGCUUCAGACAGUUCUAUCACGAUCUCAUCGAUUCAUGACAAUAACAAGAUUCAGAUAAAUCUGAAAAUGGAAAAAGAACCACUUACGUACAUGGGCGUUUCAUACAGCAAUAACGAUAAUAUCACAGUACUUUUCAAUAAAUACUUCUCGUUAAAGCUGUCAGAUACAUCUGACUUAUCUGGGACUUUAGUAUCAACCUCAAAACCUGUAUCUGUGUUAAGCAGCAGUGCAUGCACAACAAUAGUAGGAGGUUUAGGUUGUAAUGAGCUAUUGGAGACCGUGUUACCUAUUAACCAGCUAGAUCAAUCAUACAUCAUACCAGAAAUAGAAACAAGACCAAAAAGCUCUGUGAGAAUAUUUUGCACGGAAACUACUACUUUGAGAGUGAUAAAUAAUAAACAAGAAACAUAUAUAUUAAUCCAUGGACAAGAACACUUUGAAUUUAUCCAUGAAAAGGUUUCACAUGUGCAUGCUAAUAACAAUGUGUUGGUCAUGCUUUAUGCACAUGAAAUUCCUCCCAGUGGACACGGAUCUGUUUUUAUGAUGACGAUACAAGGACGUAAUCAGUACUUAUCAGAAUACCAUUUUGCAGUUGCAGAUAAUUUUACAAGCUUCAUAAGUGUCACCGUAAUCUCUGAAGCGUUGGAUGGGUUUUCUCUUGACGGUGCGCUUAUAACAAUAAGAAGUGCUUACAAUAUUCAUGACGGAGCAGAAUACUAUAGUACGUUUAGUUUACCAGUAACUGCUGGAAAUCAUAACAUGAAACAUGCGAGAGGGGUACGCUUUGGGCUUUGGGUAUAUGGACAAAAUACAAAUUACGAUUCAUAUGGCUAUCCCGCUGGUAUUGCUUUCAAGACAAUAUAA
Mytilus trossulus (common blue mussel) is the source of this 966-nucleotide messenger RNA. RefSeq names its product IgGFc-binding protein-like. Lineage: Eukaryota; Metazoa; Mollusca; Bivalvia; Mytilida; Mytilidae. The record is from RefSeq and is a predicted model, not a curated record. The transcript has a single exon. Bases 1 to 966 code for a protein of 321 amino acids.